Messenger RNA from Notolabrus celidotus (New Zealand spotty), 5776 nucleotides. RefSeq names its product multidrug resistance-associated protein 5. Gene Ontology annotation, molecular function: ATP binding; ABC-type transporter activity; ATP hydrolysis activity. The coding region runs from base 439 to 4632 and encodes 1397 amino acids. NCBI's taxonomy places the organism in Eukaryota, Metazoa, Chordata, Actinopteri, Labriformes, Labridae. Gene Ontology annotation, cellular component: membrane. The transcript is spliced from 29 exons. The record is from RefSeq and is a predicted model, not a curated record. Gene Ontology annotation, biological process: transmembrane transport.
AUUUCUCUUCUCCAUGGACACCACGGUGGACACGCCCCUGUGGUCUGAAACGUGUACUUCCUCGUUUUUCUCCCGUUACUACAGUGACCACUCAGCACCGUCUCCGGUUGGCAGAGCCGUCAUGACGUCAGGGCGGUAUCGGGAAUUCCUCUCCCUGUAGGGUCUCGUUGGUGUGACGGCGAACCGGAGCCUCUCAGACACCGCCGCGAGGAAGCAUCACGUACUGUGUACACGUGAGCCGAGAAGUUUACCGAGCUUCCUGCCCCAUGUUUUCAUUUGAGCCCCGGUCAGCGGCUCGAGGAGUGGUGUGUCCGCGUGGUUAUAAGGUUUGAUGACAACAUUUAGACGCGAGACAACAUGGUCAGCUGCAUCUUCAUCUGCAUUUCCUGCUCAUAAUCACAACAUCAGAGAGCUGUGCUGCCACUAAGGGCCGACUGAAUGUCUACCAUGUUUCCUGAUGCCCUCGAAGCAGCAGGGCGGGUUGAGGGCCUGCCCCUGUCUUCCCCACAACCACUUCCAGAGCUUGAAGAAGAGGACGCAGAAGCAUCGGCACAGAGUGGGCAAAAGAGAAGAGGCCGCUACCGCAAGAGUCUGCAGCUUCUAAAGCCCUUCAGGAUAACACACAAGCAUCAGCACCCAGUCGAUAAUGCCGGCCUCUUCUCAUUUAUGACCCUUCACUGGCUUUCCCCCCUGGCAUGGAAGGCCUACAAGAUGUCCAGCUUGACUAUAGAUGAUGUGUGGGGACUGUCUUGCCAUGAAGCCUCUGAAUUCAACUGCCAAAGGCUCGAAACCUUGUGGCACGACGAACUGAAAAGACGGGGGCGAGAGGGAGCGUCCCUGACCAGAGUCUUCUGGAGGUUCUGCCAAACCCGCAUGUUGGUGGCCGUCUUUUCUCUCCUCCUGACAAUGGUGGCAGGCUUCGUUGGGCCUGCUCUCAUGGUACGCGCCCUGCUGGAGUAUUCCCAGAGCGCACAGAGCAACGUGCUGUACGGCCUGUCCCUCGUAGUCGGGAUCUUCCUCAUGGAGUUGAUGCGCUCCUGGUCUCUGGCGCUCAUGUGGGCCGUCAACUACCGCACUGCUGCACGCCUCAGAGGGGCAGCUCUCACUUUUGCCUUUAAUAAGAUCCUCAGACUACGCAGCACUAAAGACAUCAGCCCGGGAGAGCUGAUCAACAUAUGCACUAGUGACGGCCAGCGGCUGUAUGAAGCUGUGUCGAUGGGCUGCCUGCUGGCCGGGGGCCCCUUGGUGGGAAUACUGGGUCUCUCCUACACUGCGUUCUUCCUGGGCCCAACUGCGCUGAUGGGUUCGACUGUUUUCAUCCUGUUCUACCCUGUCAUGAUGCUCGCAUCCAGGCUGACAGCAUAUUUCCGAAAGAAGUGUGUGUUUGUGACUGACCGGCGCGUGAGGCUCAUGAACGAGAUACUGGGCUGCAUAAAGUUCAUCAAGAUGUAUUGUUGGGAGGAUGCAUUUGCGCAGAAUAUUCACAAGGUGCGAUCAGAAGAGAGGGGGAUAUUGGAGAAGGCUGGAGUCGUUCAGAGUCUCACAGUGGGCGUGGCUCCCAUUGUUGUGGUGAUAGCAAGCGCGUGCACUUUCACCCUACAUAUGGCUCUUGGUUAUGACCUAACUGCAGCUGAGGCUUUCACCGUGGUUGCAGUUUUCAACUCCAUGACCUUUGCCCUCAAAGUCACACCAUUGGCAGUGAGGUCACUGUCAGAGGGUGCUGUGGCAGUGAAAAGAUUUCAGAGGCUCUUUAUGAUGGAGGACAGAGAGGUCGUUUUGGUCAAAAUGGACGACCCCAGCAAUGCACUGGAAUUUCAGGACGCCACGCUAGCUUGGGAAAAAGCUCGUACCCCAGCUGCAAAGCCCAACCAGCCCCACAAGAAGGGCAGAGGAAUGAGACGUGUGCUGCGCAGGGAAAAGCUCAGCCUUUAUAUCAACACCGAUGAUAACAAAGGAAACAAGGAGAGUCCCACUGCGCAAAGUCUCCUCACGAAUAUGGAGCAGGAGAGUCCUCAAAGCACCAUCUCCUCCACUCAGAGCAUACGACCUCCAUUGCACAAGACCCUGCACCGCAUUGACCUGCGAGUCAAGACGGGUUCACUGGUUGGAAUCUGCGGAGGUGUUGGUAGUGGAAAAAGCUCUCUUCUGUCUGCUCUGCUGGGUCAGAUGACCCUGUUAGAGGGAAAUGUUGCUGCUAGCGGCGGAUUUGCUUAUGUGUCACAACAAGCCUGGAUCCUUAAUCACUCGCUGAAGGAGAACAUCGUUUUUGGAAAUGAGUUCGACCGAGACAGAUAUAAUGCUGUCCUGGAGGCCUGCUGUCUUCUUCCAGAUCUUGCAGAGCUCCCAUAUGGAGACAUGACCGAGAUAGGAGAGAGAGGUGCCAAUCUAAGUGGAGGGCAGCGUCAGAGAGUGAGCCUGGCUCGUGCUCUCUACAGUGAUCGGCCCAUACUUCUCCUGGACGAUCCUCUCAGCGCUGUUGAUGCUUGCGUGGGCUCCCAUGUCUUCCACAAAGCUAUCAAGGGUGUCCCCAAAGUCAAGACCGUGCUCUUUGUAACCCACCAGCUCCAGUAUCUGUCUGAGUGCGACAACAUCAUUCUCAUGAAGGAUGGGCAGAUUUCCGAGUGCGGCACCCAUUCUCAGUUAAUGGCCAAAGAGCGUGACUAUGCCACCCUGUUCACCAGCAUGCAACAGGAGAAUCAAGUUAAAGAGAACUUAAAAAACAAACAGAAGACCGUAGCUGUAGAAAAGGCUGACAGUGCUGUUGAUGUCGCCAAGGUUGGACUAAAGGUGGAGAUCCCUAAAGGAAAACAAAUGAUGAAAGCUGAGGAGAAGGGCUCGGGUGCAGUCGCCUGGUCUGUGUACGGUGCCUACAUCAAAGCAGCAGGAGGUCCAAUAAUCUUCGUCAUCAACAUCUUCCUCUUCUUAGCCACCACCGGCAGCAUAGCCUUUAGUAACUGGUGGCUGAGCUACUGGAUCAGACAGGGCAGUGGGAACACAUCAUUAAUCUCGGUGAAUGAAACAAUGGCGAGCAACAGCAUGAGACUCAACCCAAACAUUCAGUAUUAUUCUGCUGUUUACAUCGGAUCCAUGGGAGUGGCAUUACUGCUGAAGACGAUGAGAGGCCUGGUGUUCGUUAAGUCCACCGUGAAGGCUGCCUCCGUGCUCCACGACAAGCUGUUCCACCGGCUCCUGCUCAGCCCAAUGCACUUCUUUGAUACAACACCUCUGGGCCGCAUCCUGACCCGCUUCUCCAGAGACAUGGAUGAGGUUGAUGUGCGACUCACCAUGCAAGCUGAAAUGCUGCUACAGAACCUGACUCUGGUGCUGUUUUGCUUGGGGAUGGUGGGCAUCGUCUUCCCCUGGUUUCUGAUUUCCAUCUUUCCACUGGGAGCCUUCCUCUGCGUUGUCAACCAUGUCUCAAGGGUUCUUAUUCGUGAGCUGAAGCGCCUGGAGAACAUCAGCCAAUCACCAUUCACCUCUCAUAUCACCAGCAGUCUGCAGGGACUCUCCACAAUCCACGCCUAUGGCAGAGGGCAAGAUUUCCUCCAAAGAUAUCAGGAAUUACUCGACACCAACCAGGCCACCAACUACCUCUUCAGUUGUGCCAUGCGCUGGAUGGCUGUCCGUCUGGACCUCAUCAGCAUCUCGCUUAUCACUGCUGUAGCACUCCUUAUCGUCCUCAUGCACAAUCAGAUACCUCCAGCCUACGCAGGCCUGGCCAUAUCAUAUGCAGUGCAGCUGACUGGCUUGUUCCAGUUCACGGUGCGGCUCCUCACAGAGACUGAAGCUCGGUUUACAUCAGUGGAGAGGAUCAAUCAUUACAUAAAGACUCUGGAGAAAGAAGCACCCAGACAGAGUCCUGAGGGAGGCGCUCCUGCCCCCUCCUGGCCCCAGCAGGGUAAAAUCACCUUCAAGGAUGUGGAUAUGCGUUAUCGUGACGAUCUGCCGCUUGUGCUGAAGAAUCUGUCCUUCACCAUCCUGCCUGGAGAGACCAUCGGCAUUGUGGGCCGCACAGGAUCAGGAAAGUCUACUUUGGGUGUCGCUCUGUUCAGACUGGUGGAGCUCACUGGAGGAUCUAUUGUCAUUGACGGGAUCAAUAUCUCACAGAUUGGUCUGAAUGACCUGCGGAGCAAGCUAGCCAUCAUUCCUCAGGAGCCGGUGCUGUUCAUCGGGACAGUCAGGACUAAUUUAGACCCGUGGGAUCAAUACUCGGAUUCUCAGAUAUGGGAAGCUCUGGAGGAGACACAUAUUAAAGAAAUGGUCAGCCAGCUGCCUCAUUCGCUGCAAUCAGAGGUGACAGAGAAUGGGGAGAACUUCUCAGUGGGAGAACGACAGCUUCUCUGUGUGGCCAGAGCACUUCUGCGAAGCAGCAAGAUUCUGAUAUUAGAUGAAGCAACUGCAGCCAUCGACACUGAGACAGAUCGCCUCAUCCAGGAGACUAUUAGCACCGCGUUUGGCUGCUGCACCACCCUCAUCAUCGCCCACCGUCUCAACACGGUGAUGAGCUGCAGCAGGGUCAUGGUCCUGGACAACGGACAGGUUUUGGAGUUUGACACCCCUGCUGCCUUGCUGGCAGAUGAAAAAUCAAGAUUCAGAGCCAUGAUCGAAGCCUCAGAAAACCAAAGCAGAUAAAAGACACUGGAGCUGAACUCUGGAAGUGAGCACUGACACCACAUAAUAUUCAGGGGAAACACCUCAAGUGCACAAAAAAACAUUAAAAUCCAUCCUUCCAUGAUGUGAAAGUGUUGAGAAAUGCUGGCUCCGCUCUGUGUAACCAUGUCUAUUUUCAAACCAAAGAACAAGGGACCACACUUCCACACAUAAAACCUAACUAUGCAAACACAGACGUAACAGCCUCCUGCUCUUGUGACACAACAGUUAGUCUAAGGAGGCAUAAUGGCUUAGCUGUACAGGACCAAGAGCAAUGACUCUGACAAUAGCACUUUAUGUUUCAUGUGGACACAUGGAAAGACGUGAUACUUCCUCUUAAUAUGGAGGUCAGUGAGCCUCAGAGCUAGUUUAAGUUAUUUUAUUUCUUUAUCUAAGACCUCACAGUGCAGGCCUUUACUGUAAUAACUGUCGAGUUACAACUUCUUAUUGAUUACUCAACAUAGUUUUUCUGAAAACCUCACCUAUUAAUCAUUCCUAGUGUGGGAGAUACUGUCUAACGCUAGCUAAAAAUAUUUCACUGUUUCUAUGUUUUAUGCACGUAGCUCAAUGUUAUAAUGCAGUAAUUUCAGGAAAUUAUUGCUGAUGCAAUAUGUGCCUAGAGCUGUAAACCUUUCAGGUCGUUUAAUGGAGUUAGCCAUGUACGCAUGCUUUGUUUUGUUUUUUUAGACUGCAUGCAGGUACUGUGUUUUGGAGUAAGCUAAUGUUUCCUCUUGAUCCAAAUGCUGGAGUUUAAAAUCUGCACAUUUUACACUGAUGGCAAUGUUUGUACCGACAAAGUAUUGCCAGUGUGAAAAAAAAUUAAAGCUGCAGUGAAGGUUGAAAAAACCAUGGUACAUAUUAUGUGAUGUGCAACAAAGCUAAAAAUGAGCAACAUCAGGAUGUGUCUUCAAUGUUGUGUUUUUUCAUAAAGCUGGGGAUUGUAAACUUCUGCCUUAUAAUCAAGUAUGUGCUGAACAAUCAUUAAGAGUGCAAUAUCUUUUUAUUGCAUCAAUAUAUUUUUUUCAAGAUUGCCUUUGUACACUUGAGAUUUUAAUGUUGCAAUUUUGUUCUUUUUUAAUGUUUAAUGUUUUGUCUGUUUUUAUUUUCAAUAAAAAUGUUUUCUAUA